Messenger RNA from Xiphias gladius (swordfish), 1235 nucleotides. It is a transcript of the gene mnat1, whose product is annotated as MNAT1 component of CDK activating kinase. The record is from RefSeq and is a predicted model, not a curated record. The transcript is spliced from 8 exons. Gene Ontology annotation, cellular component: transcription factor TFIIH holo complex. Lineage: Eukaryota; Metazoa; Chordata; Actinopteri; Istiophoriformes; Xiphiidae. The coding region runs from base 107 to 1042 and encodes 311 amino acids. Gene Ontology annotation, biological process: nucleotide-excision repair; positive regulation of cyclin-dependent protein serine/threonine kinase activity; regulation of transcription by RNA polymerase II. Gene Ontology annotation, molecular function: cyclin-dependent protein serine/threonine kinase activator activity.
ACCACAUUGUGUGUAACGCAGCGGUUUGCCUCCUGGAAAGUGACAGUUCAGCUGCUGGGUUUCGACUUUUUUCUCAAGCUUGUUAUUUUGAGUGGCUCGCACAGAGAUGGACGACCAGGGGUGUCCGAGAUGCAAAACAACCAAAUACAGGAAUCCGUCGUUGAAGCUGAUGGUGAACGUCUGCGGCCACACGCUAUGUGAGAACUGUGUGGAGAUGCUGUUUGUGCGCGGCUCGGGCAACUGCGUGCAGUGCGACACGCCCCUGAGGAAGAGCAACUUCCGUGUGCAGCUCUUCGAAGACCCCACCGUAGAUAAGGAGGUGGAGAUCCGCAAGAAGGUGCUGAAGAUAUACAACAAGAGAGAUUUUGACUUCCCCAGCCUGAGAGAGUAUAAUGACUACCUGGAGCAAGUGGAGGACAUAGUGUAUAACCUGACAAACAACAUUGACGUGGAGAACACCAAGCUGAGGAUGGAGCAGUACCAGAGGGAGAACAGAGAUCUCAUCCAGAGGAAUAAGGCUACACUUACCCGAGAGCAGGAGGAAUUGGAGGAGCUGCUGUUGCUGGAGCAGCAGGGCAAUGAGCAGCGGAGGCUGGAGGCGCUGCAGGAGGAGCACAGGCAACUGCAGGCCAAGAGGAAGAACAAGCAGGCUCUGCUGGAUGAACUGGAGCAGUCACAACUUCCUGCCACCAUCUUGCUUGCCCAACACAAGGUCCGUGCUGCCCAGCUGGAGACCCAGAUAGAACAUCAGAAACAGACGGUCAAACCCACUAAUCUAUUUUCAACUGGAAUCCAUAUGCGUCAGACGGUGUCUCUCCUGGCCGUGCCCAAGAUAGAUGAAGUCCUGUACCAUUACAAGCCUCUUCAAGUCGAAACCUACGGACCCUCAGUACCGGAAUUGGAGCAGCUGGGCAGACUCGGGUAUCUGAACCACGUGCGGGCUGCCAUGCCUCAGGACACAGCUGGAGGAUACACCUCGGCUUUGGCGUGUCAGCGAGCCAUUCAGGAUGCUUUCAGUGGGCUGUUCCCUCCAAAAAGCUAAACCCAUACAGAGCUCAAAGAUUAACAACAGCUACUGGAUAGAAAUGUGACUGAAUGGACAAUAAAUACUGCCCUGCUACCACUAUGGAGAGCUGCUGUGGUGGGUAGUGAUCUCACUCAUUUUUGUUAAAGGUUUAUAUGACAUUUUAUAUUUUGUGUUAAUUUUAUAUUUAAAUAAAUCACAAAGAACAUUG